Molecule: messenger RNA, 1615 nt
Organism: Rana temporaria (common frog)
Lineage: Eukaryota; Metazoa; Chordata; Amphibia; Anura; Ranidae
Gene: KCTD18
Product: potassium channel tetramerization domain containing 18
Exons: 7
Coding region: 166-1365 (399 amino acids)
Biological process (GO): protein homooligomerization
Molecular function (GO): protein binding
Source: RefSeq, a predicted model, not a curated record
CGGUUCUAUUCCUCAUCAAUGGAGGGACACGGCAAACAAUAUGCCAUGCUUAGGCUGGGCUCGUGUGCACAAUUGUGUCCUCUGCCAGCAGCCACAGAAAUGUGCUGCCACCUUACAGCAGAUGCAGGGCUGUGCUAUUAAUUCCUAAUAGAGAAAGAUCCAACAAUGGGAGAACAAUCUGCAGAGGACGCGUCUGAUCUGCUUCGCCUUAAUGUGGGGGGCUGCUUGUUUACCGCUAGACGACAAUCUCUCUGCCGCUUCAAAGAUUCAAUGUUGGCAGCUAUGUUCAGUGGCCGCUUUCCUUUAAAUCUUGACAAAUCCGGUUUUUGCCUUAUUGAUAGAAACGGUGACCUGUUUAGAUACAUCCUAGACUACUUACAUGGGGAAAUACAAAUCCCAAGUGAUGAACAAACCAGAAUUGCUCUACAAGAGGAGGCAGAUUACUUUGGAAUUCCCUUCCCAUACAGUCUUACUGAACAUUUGGCCAAUGAAAUGGAGACUCAUUCUUCUGACUCAAAUUUAGAACUUAAAAAGGUUUUGUUUGACUUCUGUGAUUCUUAUGGCCUUAUAUGCACAAAGCCUACAGUGUGGGUGUUGCAUUACUUACACACGUGUGGCUCAAGCUGUGAAAGUAGGAUCAUUGGCAUCUAUGCAACCAGAGAAGAUGGAGAUUCCGCUCUACGGAAACAACUGGGGAACCGAAUCGAUCAUAAACAUAUGUACAAAAGGGAAGCUGGUGGUAAUAUUCAGUACAUUUUGAGCUACUACAGUGUAUCUGAGCUGAAGUCCAUGAUGGAUGCUUUUGAAACCUGGGAAGGAAGAGGAUUCAGCUACUGGAGGGUUCCUCAAGAAUUAAUUGAGUGCUGGACACUAGAAGAACGAUCAAUACAAGGCGAUCCAGGCAAUAUAACACCAGUGAGGACUAGGAAAUGUAUCAAUCUCACGGAAGAGAAAGAAGACACUGCCGUAACAUCCAAGACUAGUAUAAAGCCUAUCCGGUUUUGUGGGCCAUCUACAAACACUCGUAUUCGGGUAAAGAAAUCAACCUCCGAUGACUGUCCAGAGUCUUCAAACAGUACAGGUUCAAAAAGACCAAGUGACUGUCCUGUAGAAUCAGGAAGAGUUAAAACAAAACUUAGACUGUUGACUAGUGAAAGUAAUGAGGAAAAACCUUCAACCCCACAAUCUAAAUCUAGUGGUAGCAAAGAGGGAGGAGGUCAGGAUGACUCUAAACCUUCAAACUCAAGAAAGCCAGCUUUUAGUCGUGCAAUACGUCUAAAGAGAUCAUCUCUGGGACUGAUGUCUGUAAAUGAACUUCCAACACUAAAUGAAACAAAACAACAAAAUCCCUCAACUCCUCCCUGAUAAAAAAAAACAAAUCCAUAUUGAUAUAGAUGAAUUGAUAUAAUGUGUGACAUUUUUUUUAAGCAUAAAUGCACCGCGAACAUGUGAAAACUCCUGCGUUACCCGAACGUGUUUCUUAACAAUACAGUGCUGUAGUUUUACAUGCAACUUAUAUAUAACACCAAUACAUAAAGUUGCGUAAAUUAUUAACAGUGUGAACAACAGUGCCAACUUUUAUGUUCAGUCCAUCCAAGCUCCAAAUUAUAGAGAC